This is a messenger RNA of Linum tenue, 912 nucleotides long. Lineage: Eukaryota; Viridiplantae; Streptophyta; Magnoliopsida; Malpighiales; Linaceae. The record is from the annotation of a GenBank genome assembly.
AUGAAUCGAGCGACCGGUCACCACUUUUCUUCAUCUGAAAAAGCAACGAAAGUUGCCCCUGUUGUUGCUGGCCUUCGACAGUCUAGCUUCCCGGUUCAGCAGGGAACCUUCAGGCAUCCCAGUUUGCCUUUCUUCUGCUCGGAUUCCUGCACUCCGACGAAAAUUCCAGUUAUCCUAGACCUGAGAAUUAUAUCAAGCUCCUUGACCCAGCUCUUGGUGCGACACAACCACUCCAAACCCUAUGUCUGGUCGAAGGGAAGGAAGUUUGAGAAAGCUCAAGGCAGCAGGAACAACAGUGAAUCUUAGGGCGUGGUGGUUGUAGAUGUUGAUGUAGAAGAGAGGCUUGGUAGACCUGCUAGAGCUAGAAUCAACGAGGCUAGGAAGAAGGUUCUGAAAUCAAGAUCAUUUGUUGGUCAUCUCCAGGUUCAAGUUGUUACGAGUCUUUUGGAUAAGAGAUAUAACUAAUGAGGAAGAUGUAAGUAUGGUGAAGGAAGCCAUAAUAUAGGACUUUGCAUCAGGAUAUUGUGGGGUGAACUCUCAUGAGCUUCUUUUAGAUCUAUUAUAGCUACGAGAGGGUGGAGAACAUGGGUUUACAUUAGAUCGAAGACGGAAAUGGUGGAGAAGACAGCGAAGAACAUGUUUGUUGAUUUUGCUUUUUGAUCAGUUUUGAUUGCGAGUGAAAGAAAACAGAGGGGACAGCCAGCCACUCACCCUGAUGAUGGCGAGUCGAAACCAGGGAUUCAACGGUGAUGACGACAGUCUAGGCGGAAGCAGUAGCGGCAAAGAUUUGGGUUUCUUUGGUAGAGUUAGCCUCUUCUAGAGUUGGGCUUUAUUAGUGUUAGUUCAAUUGGGCUCUGUUUCGAAGAGUUGGCAUAGUUGGGUUUUGUUUGAGUUUAAUUUUUUAUGAGUACA